AUGUAUCAGAGUCUAAAAAUUGUGUCUGGCAAGAAUGAAUUAGGUUUGAGCGGAGUCGGCAUUUUAUAAUCCAAGAGAGCGGGAUGUCUAAUACAAAAUGUUAAAUUUGAUUAAGUCUACACAAGUGAUUAUAAGAUGUAUAACUAUUAAGUAACCAAAGAUGCAUUGAAUCUUAUACUCACAUUGAGAAUUAGUUCAAAAAAAAACUGA
Messenger RNA from Paramecium tetraurelia, 210 nucleotides. RefSeq lists its product as uncharacterized. The transcript has a single exon. The record is from RefSeq and is a predicted model, not a curated record. Lineage: Eukaryota; Ciliophora; Oligohymenophorea; Peniculida; Parameciidae.